Hypoxylon trugodes is the source of this 3079-nucleotide messenger RNA. Its product is annotated as RNA12 protein-domain-containing protein. The record is from RefSeq and is a predicted model, not a curated record. The transcript has 2 exons. Lineage: Eukaryota; Fungi; Ascomycota; Sordariomycetes; Xylariales; Hypoxylaceae. Gene Ontology annotation, cellular component: mitochondrial inner membrane. Gene Ontology annotation, molecular function: RNA binding. The coding region runs from base 296 to 2860 and encodes 854 amino acids.
AGCUCUUUCCGUCAGAAGAGAACAUCGUGGCUUGAGUACGCUACCGACCCGCUGUGGCAUAGCGCUCUAUAGCACUUGUGGCUUAACUUUUAGGUACUUAUUAGGUACCAAAUUCAGUUCUUGGCAAUUCGCUGGCGAUGACCUCAUCGGCUCCAGAAGGAAACUUGAUGCAUGUGUUGAACUAAAAAGCACUAAAAAUCAACAUUUAUAUUCAAAAUACAAGUAUUUGCGAUAAAUUUUCCGUAGCUUCUCACGAAAAAUCAAGCAUGGGGAUGAGCUUCAAAUUUCCUAGACGAUGAUCCCACGAUACGCAAGCUUCGGCCCCAGGAGCUUGCCUGGGUUGAGAGCUCCAAGCUCGUUCCCACGACCCCUCCCUGCUUCACGAUAUCAGCCACGAUGGAGGCUAACACAGAGAGCUUGGGAAAGCACCACGACGGGAGACGGGAAGACUGGUCAUAUAGACGCAGCUCCUAAUGAAUCUAUUCUAUGGAUAGACAAUUUAUUCCCUCUCAAGCUUUCUGGUUUACUGCGAGCACCAUGGAGCAGUCCCGAUCGAGACCUUUCCGAGUUAAUGAAGCGAUUUGAGAACUCGACAUUAGGUGCUCUAGACCCAAUUAACAUGGUCAAGCGUGCUAUUCCUCAAUCUGCUCCAGUCAAAGUUACAGAAAUCCUCCCUCGUCUUAAAGAUGGAGGAGCUUUUGUGAAAUUCACCUAUCCCGCUAACGUUCCCGCUAAAGAAAUAGAAAGCAGUGUCUUGAAGUCUUUGGAAGAGAAGCCUGUGAAGCCAUUCUUUAGUCCUUGGAGAGGAGUUCAGGCUGGGCUAGUUCAAGGCAUUCCUUGGCUAGAAGACUUACACAGAUUUCCCAAGGAUAGAUUACGAGUAGAAUUCGUCCCUAAAAAUCCUGGCGAGGAAGCUGUCGAGUUAUCCCAAGAGACCCUAUACAGCUUAUUUCGUCGAUAUGGCAAAAUUGCCGAGAUCACCUCACAGCCCUGGGACUCUAAGGUCCUCCCAAAGUUCGCCUAUGUCGACUUUGCGUAUGUGAGAGACGCUAUCUUAGUACGGAAUUGCUUGCACGGUUUCGUUGUACCAGAAGAGCUUGGUGGCGGCAAGUUAGGAACUAGACUUCGAAUGUCUUAUGAACAACGAGCGAAACCACAUCGAAUUUGGGAGUGGAUGACAAACCAUCCUAGAAUUGUCAUACCUAUUCUGGUUGCGUUGCUAACCGGUCUUACCGUUAUCAUAUUCGAUCCUAUCCGAUCCUUCUUCGUCAAAGCACAUGUCACGCGUAAAUUCCGCCUUAGUAAUAGCAGACUUUACAGAUGGCUGCGGAAACAAACCUCCGACAUUUUGUCAUUCCGGCGUGAGAAGGGUGAUCAGGCGGGGUUAGAUGCGGUUUGGACUCAUCGAAAGGACCUUAUUGAUCAGAUUCAGAAAUGGCUGAUGGAAACUGCCGAGACUUUCAUUGUCAUCCAAGGACCCCGCGGCUCCGGUAAGAAGGAGCUGGUAAUGGAACAAGCUCUAAAAGGAAGAAGCAAUGUGCUGGUCAUCGACUGCAAGCCCAUAGUAGAAGCUAGGGGUGAAUCGGCAACAAUCAAGAAGAUGGCGUCUGCUGUCGGCUACCGCCCUAUCUUCUCGUACGCGAACAGCCUCAGCAGUAUGGCCGAUUUAGCCGUCCAGAGUACUACUGGCGUAAAAGCAGGCUUCUCUGAGACUUUGGAAUCACAACUUCAGAAGAUCCUUCAGACAACAGCUGGUGCUCUCACGGAGAUCGGUGUCUCGAACCGUAACAAGACAGACUCGGAUGCAUCUCUUCCUGUUGACGCUUAUUUAGAGGCGCACCCUGAGAGAAGGCCUGUCGUGGUUAUUGACAACUUCCUACACAAGGGUGACGCCAACACUAUCGUCUACGACAAGGUUGCUGAAUGGGCUGCCGCUUUAGUACAAAACAACGUUGCCCACGUCAUUUUCCUAACUGACGAUUCAUCGUACUCAAAAUCCCUAUCCAAGUCGCUACCAGACCGAAUCUUCCGUCAAGCCGCCCUUGGCGAUCUCUCACCUGACGUAGCCAAACGCUUUAUUCUAAGUCACAUCAGCACUCACGACGAACAACCGCAGCCCGAACCCACAGACGACGACAGCACCGACAGCACUGAGAAACAACCACAACCCCCGGCUCUCCCCGACCUUUCCGAACUCGACGAAUGUAUCGGCACCCUCGGCGGUCGUCUAACAGACCUAGAAUUCCUAGCCCGCCGCCUCAAAGCCGGCCAGAACCCAAAACAAGCCGUCGAAGAAAUAACAGCACAAUCCGCCUCCGAAAUCCUAAAAAUGUUCCUCCUCCCCGGCCGCUCGACCGGCGACGGCGAACACCGCUGGUCCGCGGAACAAGCAUGGUACCUCAUCAAGUCCCUCUCCGCCACCGAAGCUUUACGCUACAACGAAGUCCUCCUCCACGGCGCAUUCUCUUCAUCCAUCACAGCCCCCGAUGGCGAAGCCGCACUUGAAGGUCUCGCGAAUGCGGAACUCGUGACGGUAAAAUCGGGACUCGGGGGUCGACCGGCGCAGAUCGCGGCUGGAAGGCCGGUGUACCAGGCUGCGUUUAGAUUGCUGGCGCAGGAUAAAGUACUUUCCGCUAAGAUGGAUAUCGCGGUUUUGACUGAGUUGGCGAAGGCUGAGGGGAAGAAUAUAGAUAAAGCAGAGGCUGAACUCGCGUUAUUGGGUGGUUUGCCGAAACAACCUUCGCAGAUGGCGGGUAGGACGGCGUAUUUAUUGGGUAAGAUUGAGAGUGCGCAGAAGAAGGUUGAGGGGUAUGAGAAGGAGAUCGGUGUGCUGAAGGGGGUUUUAGGUAGUGAGUAUUAGGAAGGAUUGGUAUUAUGAGGGAUGAGUUGGACUUGUAUAUAUGAAGUGGAGGGUAUUUGGAGGCACAUAGGGGCAUGACUUCGAUACCCAACUCAUUAGCUAGAUAUCUAGAUGUAUAAAAUGUCUUCGAUCACAUAUCACAUUGAAAUUGACCGAGGCCUUGUAAACUCAACUAUCACAGGAAAACGGACCUGGAAAUAGAACGAAUUGUUAGAACAG